This is a messenger RNA of Balaenoptera ricei (Rice's whale), 3257 nucleotides long. It is a transcript of the gene BBS7, whose product is annotated as Bardet-Biedl syndrome 7. Gene Ontology annotation, cellular component: neuron projection; BBSome; membrane. Gene Ontology annotation, molecular function: protein binding. Gene Ontology annotation, biological process: non-motile cilium assembly; intracellular protein localization; intracellular transport. The transcript has 20 exons. The record is from RefSeq and is a predicted model, not a curated record. Bases 149 to 2296 code for a protein of 715 amino acids. NCBI's taxonomy places the organism in Eukaryota, Metazoa, Chordata, Mammalia, Artiodactyla, Balaenopteridae.
CCGCCUUUGCAUCCCCCACUGAGCCCUUAGUAGCUGGCGUUGGCCCUCAGGUGGGAAGCGAGCUUUUUCCCUUCGGAGGCCUGGGGUCCCGCAGCCUCUACCUCACCUGUCCUGGCCUGGCGCUGCCCAGCGCGUCCGUGCCUCCGUCAUGGAUCUGAAUUUAAACCGAGCGGAUUAUUUACAGGUGGGAGUGACCUCUCAGAAGGCUAUGAAGCUACUUCCUGCUUCAAGAUAUAGAGCCACACAAAAGGUGGUUGUUGGAGAUCAUGAUGGAGUAGUUAUGUGCUUUGGCAUGAAGAAGGGAGAAGCAGUGACAGUCUUCAAGACUUUACCUGGGCAGAAGAUUGCAAGAUUGGAACUAGGAGGGGUUCUUAACACGCCCCAGGAGAAAAUUUUUAUUGCUGCAGGAUCUGAAAUCAGAGGCUUCACAAAGAGAGGAAAACAGUUUCUCUCUUUUGAAACAAACCUCACUGAAAGCAUUAAAGCUAUGCACAUAUCUGGCUCAGACCUUUUUCUCAGUGCAAGUUACAUCUAUAACCAUUAUUGUGACUGCAAAGACCAACAUUAUUACCUUUCUGGAGACAAAAUCAAUGACGUCAUCUGCCUUCCAGUGGAAAGAGUACUUCGUGAUGUACCAGUGUUGGCCUGCCAGGACAGAGUACUCAGAGUUUUACAGGGAUCUGAUGUGAUGUAUGAAAUUGAAGUUCCUGGCCCACCUACUGUUUUAGCCCUACAUAAUGGAAAUGGCGGUGACUCUGGAGAAGACCUUUUGUAUGGAACGUCAGAUGGAAAACUUGGGCUUAUUCAGAUCACUACAUCCAAACCAAUACACAAGUGGGAAAUUCGAAAUGAGAAGAAGAGGGGAGGUAUUUUGUGUAUUGACAGCUUUGACAUUGUGGGUGAUGGGGUUAAAGAUUUACUUGUUGGAAGAGAUGAUGGAAUGGUGGAAGUGUAUAGUUUUGAUAAUGCAAAUGAGCCUGUUCUACGAUUUGAUCAGACAUUGUCUGAGAGUGUCACAUCUAUCCAGGGUGGUUGUGUAGGGAAAGAUGGCUAUGAUGAAAUCGUGGUAUCCACAUAUUCAGGCUGGAUUACAGGUCUGACAACAGAGCCUAUUCAUAAGGAAAGUGGUCCAGGAGAAGAACUAAAAAUUAAUCAGGAGAUGCAGAAUAAAAUUUCUUCUUUACGGAGUGAGUUGGAACAUCUGCAAUAUAAGGUACUACAGGAAAGAGAAAAAUAUCAACAGUCUUCUCAGUCAAGCAAAGCAAAAUCAGCAGUACCUUCAUUUAGUGUAAAUGACAAGUUUACAUUAAAUAAAGAUGAUGCCAGCUACAGCCUUAUCUUAGAGGUGCAGACAGCGAUAGAUAAUGUCUUAAUACAGAGUGAUGUUCCAAUAGAUUUACUAGAUGUGGAUAAAAAUUCUGCUGUUGUCAGCUUUAGCAGCUGUGAUUCUGAGUCAAAUGACAACUUUCUUCUCGCCACUUAUCGGUGCCAGGCAAAUACCACAAGGCUGGAACUCAAGAUUCGCUCAAUUGAAGGCCAGUAUGGCACACUUCAAGCAUAUGUGACUCCAAGAAUUCAACCCAAAACAUGUCAGGUCCGCCAGUACCUUAUCAAACCUCUUUCACUCCAUCAAAGAACUCACUUUAUUGAUCAUGACAGACCCAUGAAUACACUGACUUUGACAGGCCAGUUCAGUUUUGCUGAACUUCACUCCUGGGUGGUUUUUUGCCUGCCUGAAGUUCCUGAAAAACCUCCAGCAGGAGAAUGUGUGACAUUUUACUUUCAGAACACCUUCCUGGAUACACAACUUGAAAGUACCUACAGAAAAGGUGAAGGAGUUUUUAAAUCUGACAACAUUUCUACUAUAUCCAUCCUAAAAGAUGUGCUCUCUAAAGAAGCUACAAAAAGGAAAAUUAACCUCAACAUAUCAUAUGAGAUAAAUGAAGUAUCAGUCAAACACACAUUAAAGCUAAUCCACCCAAAGCUGGAGUACCAGUUGCUUUUGGCUAAGAAAGUGCAAUUAAUUGAUGCUUUAAAAGAAUUGCAGGUUCAUGAGGGAAACACAAACUUUCUGAUACCAGAAUAUCGCUGUAUCCUAGAAGAGGCAGAUCACCUACAGGAAGAAUACAAAAAGCAACCUGCACAUCUUGAAAGACUCUAUGGCAUGAUCACCGAUCUUUUCAUAGAUAAGUUCAAAUUCAAAGGCACCAAUGUAAAAACCAAAGUGCCUCUUUUACUGGAGAUUCUGGACAGUUAUGACCAAAAUGCAUUGAUUGCUUUCUUUGAUGCUGCAUGAAAUAUAAAUAAGUUGCGGUGAGUGGGGGCUACUCUUCGUUGUGGUGUGCAGGCUUCUCGUUGCAGUGGCUUCUCUUGUUGUGGAGCAUGGGCUCUAGGUGCGCAGGCUUCAGUAGUUGUGGCUCACGGGCUCUAGAGCACAGGCUCAGUAGUUGUGGUACACGGGCUUAGUUGCUCCAUGGCAUGUGGGAUCUUCCUGGACCAGGGAUCGAACCCGUGUCUCCGGCAUUGGCAGGCGGAUUCUUAACCACUGCGCCACCAGGGAAGUCCCUCCUCACUUGAUCUUGACAACAUAUAUUGAUUAUUUUGUCAAAUCAUGUAAGAAAACUGAUUCUCAGUGAGGUUAAGUGUUUAAGAGGACAUGCUAUUAUUUUGUAAAGGUGGAACCCAAGUUCUGGUGCCUGGAUUGCGUUCUGGUUACUAUGUAUGUUGUCAACCAGGGGAAAUAACAUAAAUUUUGUUUUAGGAAUUGAGAUUGAUUUACAACUGAUUUUGCUGUUACUUGGUGAUGUUUUGUGACCCAUGCUCAGUUUGUAAAAUACUUGAGUUGGCCAGGGAAAUCAGCAGAACUUGCAUAGACUGGGGGGGAUCUUAACUUGAUGUGCUGUAACCAGUAGGGCUAUACAAGUGUACUACAUGUGAAUAGUGUCGAAAUAGUGACAGCUUCUUAGAUUUUCCUGCAUUAAUAUCCACUGAUUUCUUUUUUAUCAUAAAUGGAGGGAAAUAUGACUUUAAGGCUAUGGAAGUCAUUAAUCUUAAUUCAUAUUUUAUUCAUAUUCAGGUGAAUAUUGUACUUAAAGGUUGUUUAAAAUAGCAUAAGGAUUAUAAUAGAAAAUAAAUUAUUCUGUGUGUUUUCAAGAAGGGCACACUUAUGAAUUUGUUGGAAAACAACAGUGCUCCUUAAUUAUAUGCCAUUAUAUUUAUUAGUUAUGUGCAAGCCUUGUUGUAUAUUAAAUGUGAAA